This is a messenger RNA of Pelmatolapia mariae (spotted tilapia), 2802 nucleotides long. Its product is annotated as transmembrane protein 69-like. The coding region runs from base 303 to 1046 and encodes 247 amino acids. The transcript has 2 exons. The record is from RefSeq and is a predicted model, not a curated record. Lineage: Eukaryota; Metazoa; Chordata; Actinopteri; Cichliformes; Cichlidae.
CCGAUAGCCUGACGGCAAGCAAACGACCUCUACUUUAGCAUAUGAAAUAUUAACUUUCUCACAAUUUGUUAUAUGUUUUUGUGUUUUCGGUGGCUACUGAAAACCGUUCUAUGACUAACAUUUAUAGGAUAACGUUUAGGUAACUGUAAAUCCUGUGGUUUAUAGGCUGUUACAUUAGGACAGCCUUGUAUUACAUCAGGUUGAGGUUAAUGCUAGCUGCACCAACGUUAGCUCAGGGUGUUUCGUUACUGAAACUUCAGAUUGCAUGUGCUGUGUAAGUGUGAUUCUUUUUCACGCUGAAUAUGAUUAACUUCGUCUCUGGAAGACGUAUUUUUUCUGGGGUUCCAGUAUGGAGAUGUCUUCAGCAAAUAAACAGAGUACCAAACUACAGCACAAAAACUGUGCUGCUUCACACUCGAGCCUCCUCUGUCUUUAUGUCAUUCAGACCAUCUACCACCAGCAGACUGUUGAACAUCAAACCUGUGAGCUGGCACACAUCACAUCUCUGCCACGAGGAUUCAAGAGGCAAAUCAGAGAGAAGUGACAGCAAAGAGGGUUUCAGUUUAAGAGCCCUCGCCAAGGCUCCCAAACCAGCUCUGUACCUGGGAUUUUCUGGUCUCAUCCCCUUUAUCUCUGCCCCUUUUCUCAUGGCUGCCACACAAUCUUUCCACCCUGAAGUGGCUUAUGCUCAAGUGGUGUACGGAGCUUCUAUAGUGUCGUUCCUGGGAGGUGCCCGUUGGGGGUUUGCCAUCCCAGCUGGUAGUCCCGCACAGCCAGACUGGAUGAAUUUGGGUAACAGUGUGGUGCCGUCGCUUCUGGCCUGGCUGGCGUUGCUCUGCAGGGACAACAUAGCUGAAGGAGCUCUAGUUGUUGUAAUGGGACUGGGCCUGUCACUGCAUUACGACCUGACUCUUCUGCCUGGCUACCCUGCCUGGUUCAAAGCCAUGCGAACUGUUCUCACUCUGGUUGCCACCUUUUCUCUGGUUGCCACGUUGGUGCUUAAAAAGCUCUGUCCAGACAAGAAGUUCAUAGAGACUAAGAAGUGAUUUUAAGAGGAUAGUUUGUCUCUUUAACUGCAUGAACAUAAGAAUGGAAAACAUCAGGUGAACGUCUGCAGACAGUCGUUGUGGUGCUACCGUUGAAUGAGCCAGUUUUGCUCUUAUGUAAAUAAUACAUAAUAAUUUGAAAAUAAAUAGCAGUUGUUUCCUGGGUUGCAAAAUAUCUGGUGAAAUUCCCAUCUCAUGAGGAGUUAAAUACCUAAAUAUAGCAAAGAACAAACAAUGGGCUUAAGAAUUCCUUUAACACAUGCAGAAUCAUGCUCUUUGCUGCACUAAACACAGGGAAAAAUACUCUUCUGGAACAUGUGUUUAAACAGAUUAUUUAAACAUCUCUUUUUUUAUGUGAAAAGUUGAGAUAAUAAAAAUCGAGCUUCAGGCAGCUUUUAGUCAAAACAGCUGUAGAAAUUUGUGUGCUUUUGUUUAUAGGAGUUCUAACCUGCUGCCUCGGCUGUGUUAAACAUUAAUUAUUUAUUGGAUUGUUGUUAAUUUUAGCUGCUUCUCACCGGUCAGUCACAUAAAGGUGUUCAUUCUUCUUCUUCUUCACAAACUUUAAGGUCACCAGCUACUUUAUUAGGUACACCUGUUCUUUAAUGUAAAUAUAUAAUUAGCCAAUCACAUGGCAGCAAUUAAUUUAGGCCCGUGAAGUUCAAACUGAGCAUCAGAAUGGGGAAGAAAGGUGAACGUAGCAUGGUUGUUAGUGCCAGACGGACUGAUAUGAGUAACCGCCAAGGUAUCGAGAUGAGUGUCUCUGAACGCAGAGCAUGUCAAACAUUGAAGCAGAUGCGUUACAAGAGAAGAAGACCACACUGGGUGUCACUCCUGUCAGCUGAAAACAGGAAACUGAAGUUCACAUUUAGCACAGGCUCACCAAAAUUGAACAACAGAAGACUGAACAUGGUUCCAUCCUGCUUUGUAUAAACAGUUUAGGCUCACAGUGGUGGUAGUAUAAUAAGUGAGAGAUAUUUUCAUGGCACAGUUUGGGCCCUUUAGUACCAGUUGAGCAUUUUUUAAGCACCACAGCUUACCUGAGUAUUGUCGUUGACCAUGUCCAUCCCUUUAUGAACACAGUGUACCAUCUUCUGAUGGCUGCUUCCAGGAGGAUAAUAUGUGAUGUCACAAAGCUCCUGUCAUCUCAAACUAGGUUCUUGAACAUGUGUUAGACUGUCUGAUGCUAUUGUGUGAAUGUGACUAAAAUCAUAGCGGAAUGUUUCCAGCAACUUGUUGAAUCUAUGCCACAAAGAACACAGCAUAAGCAAGGUGUGCCUAAUAAAGUGGCUGGUGAGUGUAUGACAGGUUGACAAGCAGAAUCAACCUUGUUCACAAGAAACAACCUGUAACACCUAAUUGUUAACAAAGGUAGAAAUGGCUGUCCAUUAAACAGACACACUGGAGUUUUUAUAGCAGAGUUGGAAGUAAGUGAGCCCACAUUUACAGUCUCAGUGUUUUGUAAACAUCAGCUCCAAAUGGAUGAGCCACAAUCCCAGUGAGACGUCCAGUGUAAUUACAGCAAGUGUGACUGCUGUAGUUCGCUUGUUUGCACAAUACAGAAGAAAACUUUCCUGCUUCAAACAGCUUUACAUCCUUGCAACGAAUCUAAUAAUACUAACAUGAUCGUUCACAAAUGAACACAACACACCUACGUACCAUAUCGGGGAGUAAUGUCCUCCUGCAUGCUGGUGUUUGCACAGCACUAUCAGAGGGGAUUAUUACAUUUUAACUACACUGAAAAAGAAGGGAAUAAGGU